CGCAGACCGCACACGCUCUCCCCUUCUCCGCCACUUGCUCUUUAAUUAACUCGCCCUUCCGUCCUAUUCCACCGGUUUCCGUCCUCUCUCCACCCCGAUUCCCACAUCGCUACAAAUCCAGAUUCUCCCUCUUCUUUCACCGAAUCACGUUUCUCUGGGGACUAUAAACAAGGAUAUAGUCUUUUUCUGUUGGGUUUUUUCCUUACCCUGCUCUGCUUCACUGUCACGAUUAGCUGGAAUUGCGAGGCUCUUUGUCUUUGUGGGUGGCGGCUAGAUUAGUGAGAGUGUGAGAGAGAAAAGGCAUCUAGCGAGUGGGGUUUGAGAUUUGGAGGAGGAGGAGCUGGCUGUGGGGACGUUCGAGGGAGGGGACGACAACAACGCCCACGAUCUGUUUGGUUUUAUUCCUCUUAGAAGAAUACUAGGGAGGUGGUUUUUUCGAUUUUUGAGUGACAAUCAAUCAUGCCAUCAGGUGCGAAGAAGAGAAAAGCUGCUAAGAAAAAGAAGGAACAGCAGGCCUACCACCACCAUCCCAAUGGGAACAACCCACAAGCAAACGGUGAUCAAAAAGUUGAAGAUGAGAGGGACAGUGAUAUCUCUGAGUUGAAUUCCCCAGGAUCAGAAGGGAACCCUCAUCAUCAGGAUACAUUCAGGGAGGGCAAUGGAUUACCCGAAAAAACUGGGAUAGCUGCUGAGAACCAAAUUGCAGAGAAUCCAAAUGGAAAAGCUGGACCAAGUGAUGAAUCUGGACACCAUGAUGAUGUAGUGAUUAAGAGGGAGGGAGAUGAGAAGUCUUCUGAUCAGGAAGUUAAGAGCCGUGAGGUUACCAUUGAGCACAUAGAUUCUGGAAAGUCCUCUGAUGGUGACAGAAGCUCAACUAGCAGCAGCAGUUCUUCUGAUGAUGAAUCCUCAACAGUUCAGGAUAAGCAUAAAGAAGUGGUGAUACAAGUUUCUGAAACACAACAGCAACCGCCCAACGAAGUUAUCGCUGAGAUGGAAGCUGCUGAAGUUGUGAAUCCUGAGGUUAUUGAGAUAGUGAAAGAUCAUGAGGUGAAAUUGCCCACAUCUUAUCAGUCUAAUGAAGUGCUAUUGCCUUCGGAUUCUGGUAAAAAUCAAGAAGUUUUCCCUACAUCAGAUCAGAAUGUUGAGGUGAUUGUGACUAGUAAAACUGUGAGAGAAGAUAAAACAACAACAUCAUUAGGUUCUGCUACUGAAACCAGUAUUCAUCAGGAUGCUUCUACUGAAACCGGUGUUGAUGCGGUCUAUGCUAAAGACACCAAGAUUUCUGAAUCAAUCGAGAAACAGCCUCUUGUGACCAACAAUGCUCCACGUUUAGCCCAACGAACCUCCUGGUUUAGCUGCUGUGGCUUAUUGGAUGCGGUUUCCAGUCCCAAUCGGUGAUGCCAGGUAAACUUAAAUCACAACACCACAUUUGUUUUCCUGUGCAAUGGUUGUUGUGGGUCUUAUUUCCAAUUUGCCUAUUGUUGAAUCGUUGCGCUAUAUCCUCUGUCUUGAAUUUUAUAGAUGGUCUGUUAGCUCUCUUCUGUCUCAUUGAGUGGAUAUCCUGGAUGUUGCCGUUGUAAACAUGCCAGAUGAUUUAUGAACUAAUCCAUGACCUUCCUCUCUUGUUGCUUUAUGAACUAAAUCAGAAAACAAGAACAGACACAGUAAUUUGCAUGCUAAGCUAGGUUUUAUCCUAUGGAAUCUCCUCUCUAGCGAUUUGAGAGAGGAAAUGAAUAAUUAACAGUUUGGAGACUUCGACCUCUAUAAAUGCGUUCCCUUGAG
Linum trigynum is the source of this 1782-nucleotide messenger RNA. NCBI's taxonomy places the organism in Eukaryota, Viridiplantae, Streptophyta, Magnoliopsida, Malpighiales, Linaceae. The record is from the annotation of a GenBank genome assembly.